UUUCAUUUUGGUUGUUUUCGUUUGGUUUGUUCUUGAUUUUUGUUGUUUUUGUUUCUGUUUCAAUAUAGAUUUGUAUUUGAUUAUUGUUGUUGUUCUUGCAUGAUAAUAGUAUUAAGUUUAUAUAACGUAUGAUGGGUUGCUUUGUAAAUUUCUAGCACAAUAAUCCAAUUCCUGAUCUAAUUUACAGGAAGAAUAUAUCUUUGACAUGCAUGUGAUUUUUUUUUUUUAAUUUUAGGUCUGAUUUAGAUUAUAUCUCUAGCUUGUUGUUGUUGACUUGUUGUUUAUUUUAUAUUGUUCUUCUUGUCCAAAUAAUUUCUGAUUUUUUGCGGUAAUUAUGGAUGUUGAUGUUUAGAUUAUAUCUCUAGAAAGAAUAGAUCAGUUUUUGUCUCUUGUUUUAAAAUAAAUGUUUUAUUUUGUUAUAAUUUUUGCAGUAAUUAUGGAUGCCGAUGUUCAGCAACUUUCUUCCGAGGAAGAGGAGAUUGACUCGACAACACAAGACAAAGGAAAUGGUAAAAACCAGAAAACUUCUUCUGGUAAACCUCGUGUGAUUCUUACUGGUAAGAAACGUCAACGUCGGUUUUCUUCUGGUGUUUGGGUGAAUUUUGAUUUUUUAGACGAGCCUGAUGAAAAUGGUAAUCUAAUUUGCAAAUGUAAAAAGUGUGGUAUACAUUUUAAUGCUGAUAGUAAGAAUGGAACUGGGAAUCUUCAUCGUCAUUUGAAAAAUUGCAAACAAAGGUCUUUUAGGGAUGUUGGUCAAAUGAUAUUAGAGAAAACAUCCUCUAGUUUAGGAAAUAGAUUGCGUGAAUUUGAUGCUAAUUAUUUCCGUGAAUUAUUAUCUCUUGCUAUUGUGGAGCAUGAUAUGUCAUUUCAGUUUGUAGAGUUCAAGGGUUUUAGGAGAUGUUUUAAUUAUUUGCAUCCUGAUUUCAAACCUGUCACUCGAAAUACUAUCAAAUCUGAUGUACUUAAGAUGUAUAAAAGAGGGAAAGAAAAAUUAAAAGUUGUUUUGGGCUCAACUUGUAGUAGAAUUGCAUUAACUUCUGAUUGUUGGACUUCUAUAACCACUGAUGGUUAUAUUUCAUUGACAGCUCAUUAUGUUGACAAGUCUUAGUGUUUGGAAAAAAAGAUUUUGAACUUCUUACAUUGGUCCUCCCCAUACAGAAAUUCAUUUAUGUGAUCAUGUGUAUGGUUUGUUAAAAGAAUGGGGUAUUCAAAAAAAUAUUUUUUCAAUUACAUUAGAUAAUGCUUCUUCAAAUGAUGUUUUUGCUGAAAAUCUAAAAGGGGAACUUGAGUUGAUUUGUGGUGGGGAAUUUUUUCAUGUAAGGUGUUGUGCUCACAUUCUUAAUUUAAUGGUUCAAGAUGGUUUAAAAGGAAUUGAUGAGGCUGUGUAUAAGACUAGAGAGAGUGCCAAAUAUUGUAAGAGUUCACAAGCUAGGAAACAAAGGUUUUUAAGUUAUGUAUCACAUGUUGAAAUUCAAUCUACUAGAAUUUUACAACAAGAUAUUCCUACUAGAUGGAAUUCAACUUACAUGAUGCUUGAUUGUGCUUUGUAUUUUAAAAAAGCUUUAAUUCACUUUCAAAAAGUUGAUGCCAAUUAUGUACAUUGUCCUUCUGUUGAAGAAUGGGGUAGAGUUGAAAAAAUAUGCAAGUAUUUGAAAGUUUUUCAUGAUGUCACACUUGCCUUUUCUGGGACCAAAUAUCCAACUUCCAAUCUCUACUUUCAUAGAGUCUUACAAGUUAGGUUGUUGUUACAAAAUGAAAUGAAAAGUUCAGAUCUUUUUAUGCAAAAAAUGGCUUGUAAAAUGUAUGAGAAAUUUGGAAAGUAUUGGUCAGAAUUUAGUACAUUUAUGGCUGUUGCUGUGGUGUUGGAUCCACGAUAUAAGUUGCAAUGUGUCAAUUGGGGUUACAUGAGGAUAUAUGGUCAGCAUAGUGUUGAAUACGAGCUUGAGUUUUCUAAGGUUAAGGAUGCUUUACGGAGGUUGUACGAGGAUUAUGCAUCCAGUCAUUCUUCAUCAAGCAAUGUUAUUCCCACUGCUAAUGCUUCCAAUGCUAAUGAAGCUUCCGAUGAUUUUAUGAUGGAUUUUGAUAGUUUUUCUAUGGAGCAAUCAAAUGUGGCAAUCAAAUCUGAAGUUGAUAUGUAUUAUGAGGAGCCACUUAUCCCCCGAGGCACCAACCUUGAUAUUUUGUCUUAUUGGAGAACUUGCUCGGUCUGGUAUUCUAUAUUAGCUAAAAUUGCUAGGGAUGUUCUUGUUGUCCCCGUAUCAACUGUGGCCUCCGAAUCAGCUUUUAGUACUGGAAGUCGAGUGCUUGAUUGUUAUAGAAGUGCUUUAAAAUCAGAAACAGUGGAGGCUAUAAUUUGCUUAAGGGAUUGGGAUUUUGGGGAAGAUAAUAUGGAUCCUCAAAUGACAAUGCUAUGAGGAUCCGUUAUGAAGCUUAAGGUGGGGGACAACGAUGACGCACCACAAACCUCGCCGGAACUAUCAGAAUUUGAUGAAAAUGCUUCUUCGAAUAUUGUUUGAGUCACAAGGACUAAAGUUUAUUAAAAGACAUUUUUUUCUUUUUAAUUAUGGUUUGUAAUUUGUUAAGACUAUUUUGGUGUGUUAGUGACUUAGUGUGUAAUAGUUAAUUAGGCAUUUUAGACUAUUGAAAACAUUGGGUAAAAAAUUCAGGUUUUGUUAACUGUUUGAAAACACAAAAUUUGGCUAAAAAUCAGUUUAUUCAGCUAAAAAAAAAACAAUUAACAAAAGUCAGGUCAAAUCAGGUUGUUUUCGGGUUGACCUGAACCCGAAAAUAUCAGGUUCGGGUUGGGAUUUUCAACCCGAAAACUUAAAUGGAUCAGGUUCAGGUUGGGGGUUCCCUAACCCGAAACACGAAAACCCGAACACGAACCCGACCUGAUAUGUUUGCCACCCCUAUACUUAAUUGAAUCAAAAUUUCUAAAUUAUUAUAGCCAUAGCUUUAGCUACAUUUGUCUCCCAUCAUUCAAUGCCCCGCACCAGUGAACAGCCCUGAACCGAGCCAUUAUAGUCACACAACACUGUCCCCAGACCAGUCCCUAACUCCCUUACAGCUCCAGCAUUAACAUUCAGCUUUUCCCCACCCCUCAUCAGGUGGUGACCAGGCCAUAGGAAGGGGCAUACCAGCACCCCCCUUUUAAUUGGAUUCAUUGAGGCAUUUUAUCAAACACUUAGUGUGCAUUAAGAAAUCAACAACAGUAAUUGAAUAAUCAAAAUUAAUUCAAUGUAAAGUAAAAAAA
Chenopodium quinoa (quinoa) is the source of this 3253-nucleotide messenger RNA. Its product is annotated as zinc finger BED domain-containing protein RICESLEEPER 2-like. Gene Ontology annotation, molecular function: protein dimerization activity; DNA binding. Bases 1347 to 2414 code for a protein of 355 amino acids. The record is from RefSeq and is a predicted model, not a curated record. NCBI's taxonomy places the organism in Eukaryota, Viridiplantae, Streptophyta, Magnoliopsida, Caryophyllales, Amaranthaceae. The transcript is spliced from 3 exons.